Gregarina niphandrodes is the source of this 1290-nucleotide messenger RNA. Its product is annotated as putative viral A-type inclusion protein. The record is from RefSeq and is a predicted model, not a curated record. Lineage: Eukaryota; Apicomplexa; Conoidasida; Eugregarinorida; Gregarinidae. The coding region runs from base 1 to 1290 and encodes 429 amino acids. The transcript has a single exon.
AUGAAUAAAUUAUUGGAGUUGAAGGCAGCGAAUGAGAGGUUGGAGAAUUAUGCUCGUAGUUUGGAGUAUCAUAUAAGUCAGUUGGUAGCUUUGCCUGGUGGUCGUCGUAGUUUGGGUUACAUGUUGGAGAGUCAGCGUGAGUUGGAGACAUCUUUAGAGGAGAAGAGUGAAGAGUUGCGUAGCGCGAUGGUAGAGUUGGAGGAGAGGAGUGGGGAGUUGAAGGAGAAGAGGGUGGAGAUUGAGGAGUUGAAGGAUGCUGGUGUAAGAGAGCAGAGGCGAGUGUAUGAGGAGUUAGAGGCAGCGAAGAAAGGUUAUCAAAAAAGUUACGAGUGUGAAAUGAACCGUCUUAGAGAAGAAUAUCGGCGUCGAUUGGAAGUUGAUAAGCAAGAAAUAAUGCGUGAGUUUGACCGAUUACGAUGUCAUUUGGAAUCGGAAUAUGAUAGUAGAAGAGUGCGAGAAAAGAAUGACAUAGAUCAGUUGAAAAAAAAAUUAGAUGGAGAAAGAGAAGAUUUGAGGCAAUUAAAAACUGAGUAUGAGACACGAAAGAAAGAAUUAGAGUCAACAACAAACCGUCGUAUUGAACAGAUUCAAUUACAAGCAGAAGAGUCUCGUCUUCAAGCGGAAGAGGAUCUUAUAAACAUGAAACUUGAUCAUCGAAAAGAAAUUGAUGAUGUUCGUGAUAAUUAUGAUAAGCUUAUAGCAAAGAUGAAUGAGACAUCUAAUUCAACAGUGGCACAAUUAACUUCUGAAAUUACUCUAUUAAAUAAACAGGGUAUGACACUAACAGAAAAUUUAAGUCGACAAGUUGAUAUAUUGAAUCAUGAGAAAGAACAUCUAAAUCAAGAGCUACAAUCACUUAAUGAGAAGCAUAAUAUCUUUAUUAAAACUUUAAAUCAAACUCAAGUUAAACAAUUACAAACACUUUAUGAAUUAUCAAGAACUAAAUCUGAAAUUGAAUAUUGGAAAACACAACAUGAGUAUGAAACUUCGAAUGUUAAACGACUUAACAACAACCUUCAAUCGAUUGAACAUAAGUAUGAAUCAUUGAGAUCAUCUACUCUACCAGAAUUGCAACAACAACUUGAAAAUAUAUCGGAAAUAAAUAAUGUAUUAAAACAUAAAAAUCUGGAAUUACAAAAAUACAAUGAACUUUAUAUCGCUACAUUAAAACCUGCCAUCACUAUUGCACUCUGUCAAAGAGCUGACACCAUCAACAAACCUAUCAAGAAACUCAUCGACAAUAUUACCACACCCAUUGGUCAACGACUCGUCCAUCACUCUCCAAAAUGA